Molecule: messenger RNA, 481 nt
Organism: Paramecium sonneborni
Lineage: Eukaryota; Ciliophora; Oligohymenophorea; Peniculida; Parameciidae
Source: the annotation of a GenBank genome assembly
AAUAGGCAAUGUUACAUACACAUUCGUAAGAAAACCUUUUAAGUUUUUUAUAAUAAUGAAUCAGAUCCUUACCUAAAAGGUUUUGUAUCAUUAUGUUUAGAUUCAUCUCUUAUCCAAACCAAAAUAUUUUAGGCACUUAAGGAACAUCUUCCAAGAGUUUUAAGAUUUCUACCUGUAUUUCUCAUAGUUUUUAAAUAUACUUCAUGAUUCAAACUGUUAAAAUAGGAAACUUCGCUCUUUUCAACUUUUAUAGCCACAUUUAGAUUCAUAAAUUAAGAUCGACCCAAAUAUACUUUUCCAAAUGAACCUUCUGAUAAUAAACUCAAAAUUUGAUAAUCCAUUGCAAUAAUAUCUCCAGAUUUAAAAUCCUUCAUCACUAAACAAUUAUAUUUAAUUAUUUAACUUUAUCAAUUUUUUAAGUAUUGAAGCACUGAUUUAUUUUAAGUUUAAAAAAAAACUGUAAAAACAUUCUUUUAUUUGA